Aptenodytes forsteri (emperor penguin) is the source of this 1530-nucleotide messenger RNA. RefSeq names its product zinc finger protein 385C. Lineage: Eukaryota; Metazoa; Chordata; Aves; Sphenisciformes; Spheniscidae. Bases 1 to 1530 code for a protein of 509 amino acids. The transcript is spliced from 8 exons. Gene Ontology annotation, molecular function: nucleic acid binding; zinc ion binding. The record is from RefSeq and is a predicted model, not a curated record. Gene Ontology annotation, cellular component: nucleus.
AUGAAGCGACCCCUGAGCCCAUCCCACAACCCCGAGAAUGGGGUGCGGCUGGUGGAGGCGGCCAGCUGCCCGCCGAGCCAGCCUGAGCAGCGCAUGAAGCGGGAGAAGAAGCACCAGUCGUUCACGCUCUGCGAGGUCUGCAACAUCCAGCUCAACUCGGCCGCGCAGGCGCAGAUCCACUACAACGGCAAGUCCCACCAGAAGCGCCUCAAGCAGCUCAACAAGGGGAAGAUGCCGGCAGCCCAAGGUCCCUCCGGACACAGCAGCCCCCUCUUAGCAUCGUUGCCUAUCCCCGGCCGUCCCCUUCAUCCCCCCUUGGACAUCAAGCACUUUCUGACCUUCAGGCUCAACGGGACGUCACCACUCAACCUCUUCCCCAACUUCAACACGAUGGACCCGGUGCAGAAGGCGGUGAUCAGCCACACCUUCGGCGUGCCCACCCCGCUCAAGAAGAAGCAGUUCAUCUCCUGCAACAUCUGCCACCUGCGCUUCAACUCUGCGAACCAGGCAGAAGCCCACUAUAAGGGCCACAAGCACGCGCGGAGGCUGAAAGCCAUCGAGGCCACGAAGAACAAGCAGAAGACGGCAGGGGCUGCGGCGGUGGCCGCCAGCAGGGACUGUGCAGCUGACUUCGACCCCAGCCCCGAGGGCAGCGGGGAGCCCGGCAGCACAGCUCAAGACAACGGCCUGCAGGAGCCAGAGGGUGAGUGCAGCAGCCUGGGGCUGACGCCCAGCGCCGAGGAGUCGCCUGCGGAGCUGUCGGGCAGCGUCGCUCCGCUGGGCUCCCCGCCGGCCUCGGAGCUGUCGGAGGGCACCUCGGAUGCCACCAGCAUGGCCUCCUCAGCUACGCAGGCAGCCGAGGUGCAGGCAGCCGAGUCGGGCAGCAGCGUCAGCUCAGCCCCCGAGAGCGAGAAGGAGGGGAAGAAGAGCAAACAGCACCUGUACUGUCCCACCUGCAAAGUGACCGUCAACUCCCUGUCCCAGCUGGAGGCUCACAACACCGGUGCCAAGCACAAGUCGAUGCUGGAAGGUCACAGCACCCAGAUGCGGCGAGGCCGAGGCAAGCUCCUCUCCCGGGCAGGGCACAAGUCCAAGCGGAUUGGCAACAAGGGCAGCAUCAACAUCCAGAACAAGGCGUUUCACUGCCAAGUGUGCGAGAUCUACGUGAACUCGGAGACCCAGCUCAAACAGCACAUGAGCAGCCGGAGGCACAAAGACAGGCUGGCGGGGAAGCCGCCCAAGCCCAAGUACAGCCCCUAUAACAAGCUGCAGAAGAAUGCUGCCCUCGCAGUGAGUAUUCUCAAGUCCAAGCUGGCUUUGCAGAAGCAUCUCACCAAAACCCUGGCAACCCGCUUCCUGCCGAGCCCGCUCACCGCAGCCGCCGUCUGCGCCAUGCCUGGCCCCCUCGCCCUGAGACCAGCCGCUGCCACCACCCUCUUCCAAGCCCCGAUCCUCGGACCAGCCCUUUUCCGAACGCCGCCAGCCCACGUCCGCACCACGCCGGGCCCCAUCGUCUUUGCGCCCUACUAG